Messenger RNA from Paramuricea clavata, 4423 nucleotides. The record is from the annotation of a GenBank genome assembly. Lineage: Eukaryota; Metazoa; Cnidaria; Anthozoa; Malacalcyonacea; Plexauridae.
AUGAAUCCAGAUGUGGUAACGAAACUUAUCCCCGCUUACGGAGGUGUCAUUGACAUUGAUGGAUUCAUAUUAAAGAUAGGUCCCGGAUGUCUGGCUAAAGAUACAGAGAUCACAUUAAUAAAACACCAUGAUAGGGAUUUUGCCAUCAAGUCACUGCUCGACUUAGGUCUACUCGAAGCUGUCCCACGAGUUGUUCAAUUCCUCCCAGUCGGCUCGAAAUUCUUGAGACCAGCAGAUCUCACGAUCAGAUUUGAAAACACCGUCUCCGAUUGUGAACCUUUCAUCCUACAUGGUUCUUAUAGACACGACUACCAAAGAAUCGUUUGGGAACUGGUUACUAAUGGUAUCAAAGUAAACAAUGUGGAAAGGGUUGUAAACGCGAAAAUUAACGGUUUCAGUUUCUACUCACUUAUUUCGGCGAGGGGUGUAAUGACGUUACCGCGGAUUUUGAGUCAUCUCAAUCGCUCAUUUACAUGUCGUGCAUACCCCCUCUAUCGUAGACUAUCUACGACGGAUCCAUUAGAGAUUUCGGUUGUCAUAUUCAGUGAGUUUGUUGGUGAGAAUAAAGAAGAAGAUAUUCAACAGUUAAAAGAUCUUCUCGACCAAGGUUACGUUAAAGGAGAAAGAGGAGUGUUGAAACGCGUCCACACAAAUCGUCGUCUCGGAAUAAGUUUACAUUUUCCUGGAGUCGAAAACGUUCCUUUUUGGUUCGAUAUAGAUGAGCCUCAAUUGGAUUCUGUGGGUUUCGUCAUCGAUCAUUUUCACGAAGUUUCAGUAAAGAGUCCGGCAAGGGGAAAAGUGAAGAUAAGCGAAGUAGAUCGCAAGGACGAAAAUGAAUCAUUGUGGAGUAUGCAUGUUCGUGAGAUGGAAGAAAAGUUUAGAGUCGAAGAAACUAAAGGUAAUUUAAAAUUUACCAGUCUUGUUUUGGAAAGUAUGAGACAUUGUGUAUCGUUGUUUUCUUACUUAUGAUGUUGCAUUGCAUUACAUUUACAUUGCAUACUUUUCGAAACAUGAUUAACUGUGAAAGAGUUCUCCUUAUUUUGGAUCAGAGUUUUCUUAUUUGUCUCUACUUUUGUAAGUAGAAAUUUCGAAAUCCUUAAUUAAUCCGGUCAGAGUUGGUCAGAUCCCUGAUCCGAUCAGUCGGGAAUCGAGUCGGUCAGAUCUUUGACAUGACAAUCGCUCAGCUGAAAUGUCCUACAAGCAGGAUAAAGUACCUUCUCACGCCCUUGGCAGUACAUAAAGUCGGUUGCAAUCAAUGCCAAGCUAGCCAUAGCAACAGGUCCUGCUACGCAAAUUUUUACAUCAUUCAAACCUGUAGAAAUGUAUUGUUUUAUUACCUGUUUAGAUGAAGGUUUAUUGGCAUAGCAUGACUAGUUGCCAUGACUAGUUUCUCCACUGGUUGCAAUAUAUGGCAAAUACGUUAAAGAGUUGAAACACGUGCAUCAAUAGUUUUACCAGAGAGUCUUUUAAAUUUAACCUAAGAACUUUCAUUUUGAGCUUAAACGAUUCAGUUGAAUACUUCUCUUGCCGGAAUGUACUCCUAUAUUAUUUAUUACCGAAUUACUUAUUGUCAUCUUUGUAUAGUGUGUUCGGUUUUAAUGUUUUAUGGUAAAGAGCCAUUAUGGUAUGUAAUAAUGUCAUAAAAUAAAGAUCCAUAUAAAAGGGCCACUUACGUCGGAAGCUUUGAAGUUUCUGUCCUCGCGCAUGUCGCAUUACGCAUAUUGGCCGCCAUUUUCCUAGCCAGUCGAUGACAUUUUCUGGCCAAUAAACACGCUGUACAGCUGGCUGGCUGCUCCGACUUCUGGCCAAUAAACUGCAUAUUUUUGCAUAAAAAAACGCGGACACAUUGCACCGCUGAGUGGCAUGGCCCUUCUGUUACUGAUCUUUAUUCUGUGAUAAUGUCACCUUCUUGAUCUUAUCUUACGUCACAGCGGCCAUGUUGGUAGUAUUUCAACAAAUGAAUCUCAUUAUUUUUCAUUGAAUUUGGCUCCAAUAUGACCACUCUUUUAAUUUGCUUUUCAAUUCCUAAGAGAUUGCUUGCAACCCACCUUUUUUAAUUGUUUUCAAGCACCUUUACUAAAGCUAGAACUAAAUCUCUUUGAAUACUUUAAAUGGCUUGUUCAGAAAAAAAUUUGUAGAAUUUUGGAAAAAAUUCGGUGUAAUCUUUAUGUAUUAUGGUCGACCAUUCUCAAACAAUUGAAUCGCUUGAAUUUUUUUGAUCAAUCGAUCAUUAUAUAAACGAAGUUACCAAUGAUGUAAAACAUUUUAUUAUAUGAUAUAGAGUGAGAUACUAAAAAAUACACAGUGAGAUCUUUUCCAUAUCUUCCCUAGUGAAGAUAUCGAUCACGUAACUUUUUCUAAUUUGCUUUUGAGUGUGAAAUUUUACAAUUUGCUUUUGAGCGUUAAAUUUCUCGUGUUAAAAACAAUAUUUUACUGCUACGCACGUUAGUAAAAUAUUGUUUUCACCACUCGAAGUCCAAAAGUCUUUUUUUCGCGCCGCCGUGCAAUAUGUAACAAUUAUUGAAUGAGGUUGAGCACGAUAUGAAGAAUUAUCAAGCCCGAAGUGUGCCAUUAUAUACAUCAAGAAUUGGGAAACUGACUGUUCUUACCUAUUCUAGAAGCUUUUGUUGAUCUUUUUGUAUUUAACGAAUCUUUAUCUUCCAGUAAUUUUUCAAUUUCGGUUUCGCCAAGGUUGGCAAACCUUUCAGUGGAAGAAGCCAUUUGUAAUCCUCGUCGUCAUAUCAAUGGCGUCAGCGAGUCAAUAUGAUUCUCGUUGUCAUAGUAAUAUGGCGCAAACGCGUCCAAAUUUUUUUCUUAUUGACUCUUUGACGUCAUUUUGCUAAUAUGAAUGUGAAAAAUCCGUAUUUGGUUAGGCAUUGAGUUGAUAUGGCAAUUUCACAGUUGGCUGUUAGCCAAUCAGAAGCCAGGAACUUUUUAAAUAAAUAAUAAAUUGAUUUAUACUCCACAGUGCUAACAUAUUUCUUAUUUUUAUUUUAGUUAUUGACUCGGCGUCAAACCCUGAACCAAAAGGUAUAUGUAUGACAUGAUGCCUGGAAAAAAAUUAAUUUUUUCAAAUUUCGUAGAUCCUCAUUUAAGCCCUCUCCCCGCAUGACAUUUUCAUUUCAGUCAUAGAUAGGUGGCUUAAAGAGAAGGAAGGUUUGUUAAAUUUUUUUCUCUCAUCAUUGGUCUGAAAGGAAACUUGAUAAAAAGAUUUACGCUAAAUAUGAUAUUAUUGCCCAUGCACCAUAGUAAAUAUUAACCUUUGUUUCCCAUUCCUAGUUGUGUAUUCGGACACAAAACUUACAAAAGGAGAAAUUACUCGAAUGAGCUGCGGGGUUGGAUUUGAUUGGGACAGCUUAGGAGGGCUCAUGGAUAUUCCGUAUUCUGAUCGAGAAGAAAUUAGAGUCGACAACCUGAAUUAUCCGGGCAUUUCAUCGAAAGCCAAGAAAGCUUUCGAGCUUUUAAACGACAACCCGUUUUUCGAUCGUCAUAUUCUUGUAAAAUAUUUCAAGGAACUUGGUCGGCACGAUUUGGAAGAAAAAAUGCUUCCUGUUGACCAGGUAUUUUAUAAUGGAGAGUUUUCUUUGCCCCAUGAUCCAAGUUUUAUAUGCAUACUGGAGCUGUUCCUUCCAUUAUUAAAUGUUCUUCGUUAUAAAAAAUAACUGUGUCUGUGCACUAUCUUUCUAUGUCGUUUUCUAAGUAUUACGCAAUAAUUUAGGUCUUUACUUAGAAAUUAUAAAACAGUGAAGUACAGUAACUUGCUUCGUCUAUGCUUUCCUGUUUACAUAAGUUUUAUUUUGUUUAAUAAAAAGAGUGCAUCGGUUACCAUGGUUUGGUAAAAGUUGAUUUCUUUUUCUUGAUAGAAAGUUUCAUACGAUCAUUCCAUUUACACCUUUUGCACGUUUUAGAGCAUUUUAAAAUUCUCUUAUGAGUUCUGGCGAGGAAGAGGAAAUAAUGUGCAUGUUGAUCCCGAACGGGAAUUUUCCAAUCAAAAUUUGCUGUCCUAUUUUGCACGAAUUCAAAGUAUAUGAGUUUUUUGUUAAUGGUAACCAACCAAUGAACCUGAUUGCUUUUCUCUAAACAGGAUGGAAGUGAAGAAGUAAAACCACCACCAACGCCACCUGCACUCACCGAAGAAGAUUUGUUACGCACACGUCUCUCUGCACGUGAAAUGUCCAGACUCGGUCGAUGCAUUGGGCAGUGGGAGCAGCUCGCUGGUCUUAUGAAUAUACCCAGAGCAGAUAUAGAUGAACUUCGAUAUAGCCUCAUAUACCAGGAUAAUCGUGCUCAAGCUGAGAAAAUUUUAUCCAUUUUCAACAACAUGGAAGGAUUCUCACGUGAAAAGCUGGCUCGCUGCUUAGAAGAAAUCCAACGGUUGGACUUGGUCCAGCCAGUUAAGACAGGAGAGUGGAGAAACUUAUGA